Apis cerana (Asiatic honeybee) is the source of this 11355-nucleotide messenger RNA. Its product is annotated as cAMP-regulated phosphoprotein 21. Gene Ontology annotation, molecular function: nucleic acid binding. The record is from RefSeq and is a predicted model, not a curated record. NCBI's taxonomy places the organism in Eukaryota, Metazoa, Arthropoda, Insecta, Hymenoptera, Apidae.
AUAUAUAUAUAUGUGUGUAUAUCUAUAUGUAUACUACUCCUAAGAAAUUAUACGAUAGUUUCCACGGGAACAUGACUCUGCCGAACGCGUAGGGAUAGGGAAAAGUUGUUAAAGCGAGUUCUAAUUCACGGGUCCUGUCGUACGUACGUGCGAUCAUCGGCAAGAUAAUAUCGACUUUUCGAUCGAAUUCAUUUCGAGCUUUCGAGGAUUUUGAAAGAAUAGUUUUAUUUAUUUUCUUUUUCUUUUUCGAAAAAUUUUCACGCAACGACGAGAUUUUUCAACGGAACUUUCGAUUGUUGGGAUUGUGUUAGGUUAAAAAGAAAAAGAAAGGGAGAUUGAAGGGGAAGAAGGAAAGCAACGGUUGAAUCGUAUCGAGGAAAUUGACCACUCUCUGGCUCUUAUUCGGUUCAGGCUCGCGUGUGCAUUGCCAGGCAAUUUGUAACUUUCAACCGUGCUAUAUGAUCGUGUGAUUGGUGCACACGUCCGGGAAUAGUUAAUAGUAAUUAUAUCGAUUAUUUCUAUCGUUGUUUCUUUCUUCCAUUGUUCCAAGUACGACAUACCCUCGAGGGUCUACUUCGUCUUGAAAGAAAGGGUUUAUUUGGUAAUUCUGAUUCUAAUUUGCUCCGUUAAAGAAAGGAGAAGGAAAAUCUCUGAAAAUCUUCCGUCUUUCGCAUAUCCCCUCCCUGCUAAUUUCUACCGUACCGAUCACGCCACGCUCUUAUUUUAAAAUUCUAUCCUGUUUAAAAUUCGAUUCUGUUCAAGAUACGGCCAGAGUUUCCGAGAAUUUAGAAAUUUCAUGGAAAAGAUUACAAAUCAUAACGAUAUCGUGCGAUUAAAAUCACAACCGAGGAACAGUGACUCACUCGACACCCGGUACACUCGAAACACGCGCACGCGUGCACUUGCCCGACACACGUAUUCUCUCUUUCUCUCUUUCUAUCCUGCUCCCUUCAAAACCAUUCCUCCUCCAUUCGAUCUCCAUUCUCGUCCGUAUUCCUUCCUCUCUUAUCUUUUGCUUUUCAAUUCUCCCCUGCUCGUGCCUCCGCUUUUUCGACAUUUUCCAUCCCUCUCUCGCGCUUUGGCUCCUUUUCUCUGCCUGCUGUUCCCCCCUCCCUUCCUCUCUCUCUCUCUUUCGCUCCCUCCGUCCCUCCCUCUAACCCGAGUCCGUCUCGCGCGCUCUCGAUACCGCUCUCCUCGUCGAGUUCGCGAAUCGAGGGACCGCGCCACGUUUCUCUCUCAGUCUCUCGCGCAAAGCGGUUUCGUGGCGACGUAUCGUUGCACGCGCGAUAGAUAGAUUGUGGCUGGUCCAGGUCUCUCCUACGUUUUGCCUCCUUCUCUUCCUCCUCGUGUUCUGCGUGCUGUGUCUCUUUUUUCCCUCCAUUUUUCUCCCUCUCUCUCUCUCUUCGAUUGUUCCUCCUUCUCCUCGGUGGCGAGGAAGUUUUUUUCUCCUCUUCGCUUCUCGUGUUUCCCUUCGAGUUUUUCAUCACAACAUACACACACACACACACAUACACACAUAUUUCCCCUUCUUCCGCCGGAAGAUGAUGGCGGUGUCGGUGUGUCGUCUCGCGGGCGAGAGCAUGGAUCGUCACCGUGAAAAAAGGAACGCGGUGACGGUUGGUUCGGACUCGUGAAGAAGGAGAUCGGAGGCCCCUCGACGGAGAAAGAAAGAGUGUACUGCUAUUUUCGAGACGCCGUGGAGCCCGGCCAACGUGCGUGCGUGCGUGCGUGCGUGCGUUCGUUCGUUUGUUCGGUUCACGAGUGUACGAUGUUGGAAGGUGGACGUGCAGUGAUUUGGCUCCUUGUAUCAGCCCCACGAGCUGCACGCCACCCGAAAGAUUCACGUACUAACCCAGUUGCACCUGUUUGAACCCACCAGUUGCAGAGUCUGCACCGUAACCCCAUGACGCAUUUAACACAUGGCCCGCCUGGAGAUACCAAGUAUAGUGGUGCAUAAAGGCAGCAGGUCGCACAGCCGACCUGACAGUCCCACGGUGGUGGUGCGAGGAGGUAUGCCCACGCUGCCGUCCUCCAGGCAAGGCUUCGUCGCGAGUGGCUCGAACGCGUCGUAUCAGAACAGCACGGAGCCGGAUAUGUUGGACGGGAAUGCCAAUCCGAAUGUCGGCUCCUCUCCCGCAUCGAAUUCGCACCAUCGUGGCGGCACACCCUCCUGCCCCCCCGACAACAAAUCGGACACAGAGAACAAAAACUUUCGCAACAGGACGAGUACGAAAGUGAAGUUACUGGUGAGGAGCCAUGCUAUGAGAGAGUCGACGUCUCCCCCGAGGGAGGCGCACAACAACGGUUCAUCAUCGUCCCCGCACAGCCCGCAAUCGGUCGACGGCGAGAAGAAGUUCGUUGGAAACCUGUCUCCCAAUUCCGCUAACGCGAAGCUCAAUAACAACGAGCCGAUGUUCAACAGCAAUCUUUGCCCGAAUCAGUCCCCGAAGCAAAUGCGUAACACAGCCACCUCACCCACCUACCGAACUCCGUCACGAAAUGGUCAAUCUAGUCCCUCUCAAGUUCACUCGCCAAAGAAUAAUCAAACGUCGCCGACGAAUGGUGGGGGGAAGUCGGCGGAGAGCCAGCGGAGUUCCAAGAUGACGGGAACGCCCCACGCGGUCCAGAAAUGCAAUAACUGCGCGAAGAACAAUCAAAACGAUCGUCCAGGUUUACUUCAAACGCCUGUUUCCCCGUCGAAGUCCGGCCAACCGCUCCAGCACUCGCCCAAGAGCACGAACCUGGCGCAGAAUCAUCAGCACUGCAAGUCGGAGCAACGUAGGCCGAGCACGUUGAGCGUUUGCAACAGCCAAUGCUCGUCGACUCAGUGCGGCAAUACCUUGUCCGUGAGCAGCAGGCCUGGCUCGCGGCACAAGUUGAGACAUCAGAAUUCUUCCCAGGGUAGUUUCGACAGCGUCUCCCCUUGCCUCUCUCGAGGGAGGGAAAAAAGAAAAAAAGACGACGUCAACAACGAAUCCUUUUUCUUCGCAGAUAGUAGUACGGAAUUGUAUACGGACAGCACAGGGAUAGAUCUGGAACAUUUCAUCGCCGAGACCAUUAAUCGGAAUCAGAAGGAUAGAACGGUGCUGUUGAAAAUCGAGAAAGAUCUGAUAGAGUUCGCGAGGGACAAGCAGAAGGUCUGCCACAAGUUUCCGAACAUGUCCUCGUACAACAGGAUGUUGGUGCACCGCGUGGCCGCUUACUUCGGUAUGGAGCACAACGUCGAUCAGUCCGGUUCAAGCGUGAUAGUGACGAGGACGAAAAACGUGCGAAUACCGAACACCCGUUUCAAGGAGCACAUAAGGGACGACUUGAUACUAUCCGAGGAACCGAGGAGAAGCAUACUGAAGAGGGACUCGAACUCGUUCGAGGACAGUUUCAACUUCAAGUCGCCGGAUAGAUUGUCGGGCGAUUACUGCCGGCAGAACAAGAGUUUCGAGGAGAGGGAGGAGGAGUACGAGCGCGCAAGGCGAAGGAUAUUUAAGGAUAGCAGCGGGGAGAGCAGCGAGGUUACGUCCUGGCCUUACUGGUCCUCCUCGGAAAGCUCCGACGCCUCUGCGAGGUAUCGUUUGUUACAUCCGUCGGAUCACACGAUCAUGAGGCAAACGAAGCUCUUGAAAGGAGAAUCUUUAGACGGAAGGGAAUCUUGUCGGGGUUCGGUACUGAGACCAUCCGUUUCCAAGUCCUUUAGCUUCGGUGGUUAUACCAGAGGAAUGCUUUCUAGAGGAGACAGUGUUACAUCUACUCAUAGUGCAGGAGCUCGUCUCAUGAAGCAAGACUCAGGUGCUAGUAUGUGUUCACGGCUUAGCCCUUCGAGUAGCGGUUAUAAGUCGCAAAGCCAGCGCAGCGAUGCCACGAUAUCACCGUCUCCAUCGCCAUCCCCCGUGGCAACGAUGACCUGCAGUCAUACCCAAGUAUCUAGUCAGGAUCUCGCCUCCCCGGAAUCGAAUAAUCAGACGGUGAUGUGGGCGGUUACCAGUAUAUCGAGCGUGCCGCCUGGUAGCAUAAUUAUAAAUCCGCAAACGAAUCAACCGUACACGAAUCCGGAUGGUUCGAUUUAUCGCUUCGAUCCGGAGAAUCCACCUAAAUUUUAUACAGCUUCGUUGUCUCACGAGAACGACAGAAACGACAACGUGUCGCCCGCGAAGAUCGUAGAAAUAUCCGAGCCAUCCAAAGUAACGGGUAAAAACGAGAAUAGAAAGAGAUCGCAAUCUAACAAGCACAACGGUGGCAACAAUGUAACGACAGUGACCCACGUGACGAACUCGGCAACGUCGCCCAGUUUGCCGUUCACCCCACCACCUCGAGAUAAUCCAGGACCAUUGCGACAGCAACAGCAACAGCCGCAACCGCAGCAGCAACAAACUCUAGUCAAAUCGUCGUCGACGGUGCAAACUUGUAAUCACAACCAAGCAGCUCAAACAUACGCGACCUACGUACCUACCUCAGAACCGUUCAACCAGGGUGUCUAUCCACCACCCCAUGUGGGACAACAGACUGUGAUGAUGGCCCCCCAUCCGAGUCAGAGUCAAACGAAUGUUCAAAACAAUGGCCAGAACGAUGUAUUUAACCAGAAUUCGGUUUACGCGAAUUAUGCAGCAGUACCUGUACAGCAAGGACCAGUAUCGCAGACAACGGAGAUAACCGAAUUGUCCGGAUAUUUUAUGGGCAUGAGCAUCUACGAUCAACGUGUAACUGGUGAUAAUCAUUCUACGCCACCGCACUCUUACCCUCAACCGCAACCAUCUACUACGAAUCAAACGAAUCUGCAAAAUGUGCAGACGAUGCCGCAAAAUUAUUGGCAACCACCACCUAAUUCCGUACUGCCGCAACAAACAAUGUACUUCGUACCUCCACCUGGUGCGGCACUUUCGGUUAGCCAAGGUCCAGCCGAUAGACAACAGUUGCACCAGCAACAAAGAUUUCCAGCAAAUUAUUCAUUCAAUGCACAAACUAUGACUCCUCCGAGCCAAUCGAAUUCUAAUUACGUGGGUACUUAUCCAGUCCCUUACAACUCGAUGCCCGCAGUGACACCAGCACCAGGGGAUUACACGUAUCAGCCACCGGUUCACAUGGUCCCUACGUACUAUCCACCGAAUCAAACGACGAUUCAACCACCACCUGUCAUGUACAGAGUACCAACACCACCAAAUACUCCAAAUUCUAAUCAGAUGCCUGGGGUGCCAUUGAUGUAUGUCAACUCCGGCAGCUAUCCACCGCCAACGAUGGUAUCCAAUGGGACUUUUGGUCAUCAGGUCGGACACAAUGGCACAUCUCCAGCGCCUCCUGGAACUUAUAUGACUCCUGCGCUGGUUCCCAAUCUCGUGUUUAGGCAAAAUGUUCCCGUCGUUGCCGGUGUUCGAGCUUCAACGCCAGGUAAUUCUCAGAAAACGAGCAGGUCACCGACUCCAGCACACGAGUUGUUCGGAAGUGGGAGCGGGGACAGAAGCGCACAAUCCCAACCACGCUACCCACUGCCAAUGUAUCAGGGUGUCCAUAUUGUCCAAGGAGAUAUGAGAUUGAUGCAUCCCGCAGUGCCAGCUAACCCACGAUUGCAAUAUGCACCAGUACCAUCACCACCUGUUGUUCAAGGUUGUCCACGACCGUAUCGACCUCCUUCUUAUUCGUCGAACACCUCAGGCGCUGGUACACCCACAUCGUUCGAUGGGAGAAAUCAGAAAAUUCGUAAACAGAGGUCCAAAGUAACACCGUUGCCACUAACAGGCGCGCGGCCCAAUCUUUAUCAGACUCCUUCCAUGCCGCUUUCGUCUAACGUUCCGAAAGAUAUCAGAGAAGGGACCGUGAAGGUGACAAUCACCCGUCGAAACCAACUCGUACAAUAUUAAAUACUUGGGCCAAUAUGUUGAAUGGAGGAUCAGCAGAAUGGAGGAUAUAAAAGAAAAGACAAUUGAAUCGUUGAAACAAGCCGAUUGAAAAGAACCGAAUGAGCAGCUCGUGGUUUACCGCUAUACAUACACGAUUCUUAUUAUUAAAUAUUAAUAAUACUUUUGAUUAAAUAUCUAAGGAAAAAAGAGAGAUAUAAAAAGCAUACAGCACCUAAUAGGAAAUUCAAACUUGUUACAAAUCGGGAAAGGAAUAAAUAAGAAAGAGAAAUGUAACUAUAAAACGUAAAAAAAAAAAAAACGAAUUAUACAUCCCUUUUGAUAAAACCUGGAGAAUGAUGAAAAUAACGGGAAAGCGAAAAAGAAAAGAAAGAAAGAAGAAAAAGAAAAAAAAAAUUGAAUUCGUUCAUAACUGACUUAAUAAUAAAAUCUGAUUAUUAUUCAAAAAAACAACAGAAAGGGGAAGACAUAGGAGGAAAAUGUAUAUGCGUGUACAAAAGAAGGAUAAUAUGUGCGGUUUUUUUUUUCUCUUUUUUUGUUUUCUCCUCUCUCCUUUUUGGCAUAUAAGGGCACGAUAGACACAGUGGCGUACACACCAAACAGAGUUACUGAACAGAAUUUUAACUAUUACAAUUAUUAUAUAUUAUAUAUACAGUAUAUUAUAUUAUAUCUGGAGAUAUUUUAAUCGCGGUUUUACAGAUACUAUAUGAAUGUGAGAUUUACUUUUAAGAAAAGGUACUUUUAAAGUGAACACAGAUAUAUACGCAUGGAUUUUCUGGACCGUUCUACGGAUCAGUCUCGACCGACCAGGGAAUCCUCAUUUAAAAUAACGAUAAAACUAAUAUACGAGUAUUAUAAUACACGUUACUGAGUACGUUUACAAUAGUACCGCAUCGCUGUCCAAUUAGAAUCUCUGGAUCGGUUCUACGUUCUAUCGGGAAUGAUCAUUGCUCACUGAUUCUUCUGUGUACUGCCACCAAAGAGUUGCGUUAAUCUUAAAGAAAUUAAAAAGUAUAAAAAAAAACAAAAAAAAACAAAAAAAAACGAUCAAAAAAGAGAAAAACAAAAAGAAAAGAAGAAAGGAAGAGAGAGAGAGAGAGAGAGAGAGAGAGAGAGAGAGAGAGAGAAUUGCUGCCAGUUGUGAUUCAUGGACAGAAUGAAAUUAUUUGCUACCUCAAUUUUGUAUAUCGAAAAGAUUUUUCACAUUAUCGGCCUUUUACGGAUUUAUGAAUUAAGAAAGCUUUUAAUUCUAUUUCAUUCAAAACCAAUGAGGGUAUAUAUCGUCGAAUAUAUUUCGCAAAGUGAUUUAUUGUAAAUAAGUAAUUGCUUGACGAAAAUGUUUUCACAGGGGGAGAAAAAACAUUGGAUAGAAAGAAUUUUUCCCCUCUUCUCCCCCCCCCCCCUGGCAUAAUUCAUUCAAUAAUUCUCCCUGAUAUUUUGCAUUCUAAAAAAGAAAAAUCCUUGACGCUUCUGAUCUCUGACGAUUACUUUAGUACAAGUUGACAUUGUUGCUCGUGAAGAAGAAAUAAAAAAAAAAAAAAUAAAAAUGUAAACGUAUUCAGUAUACAUGGGUCUAUCUAUAUCUAUAGUUCGACACAAGUAGUUAAGUAGCGCGAAACCAUCACAGCUUAGUAUCAGGAGAAAAAAAGAAAAAAAAAAAAGGAAAAAAAGAAGAAAAAAACCUGCCUCGCAUGCGUUUAAAAAAGAGUUUUUUUUUUUUUUCUCCCUCUCUCUCUUUUCUUCUUCUUUUCCGUUCUUAUUGUCCGUAAAUAGGGAAUUGAUGUGUGAACUUUUUAACCGAUAAAAAAACGGGAAAACGACGCGCACGAUUUAUUUCACGUAACAUGAUUUCCUUCUCGCGAGAGGAACAAAAUGAAACGGGGCGCUUUAUAUACACGACACACGUACAUACAUACAUACAUAUAUACACAGUAACUAUGAUUCGUCUUCCAAGCUUCACAGCACGCUUCUGGAUCCUAUCUAGAUAUCCGAGCUAUGUAAUUAGAUAUACUUUUCAUGCCCAAAUUCUGCGAAGAAGCAAUAUAUGUAUCAGUUUGGCAGCGGUGAUGGUUGACGCGUGAUCGUCGUAAUUAAUAAUGUCUCCGUCUGUGAAAAAAAAAUUCAUCUGUGGAUCAACGUGCGUCGAUCCUCGCCUCGUUAUUUAUUUUGUAUCGAUCGGUCAAAAAAAGGGGGAAAAAAGAAAAGAACAAGACAUUCAAUUUAUAAUUUAAUUUAUACAAUUUAUCAUCAAUAAAAUCAUUUUUUAAUAUAUCAUUCUUUAAUUUAAGUUUUUCGACGAGGCUGUGACGUACGUUGUUCCACGUGAGAAAUAAAUACCAAGUGGAAUCCAUCCAGAAGCUUCGCUUACGGUGAUUGUACUUCAGGACGUAGGUGAAGGGUGUGCCUAUCUUUUUAUUGAGAAUUUAAUUGACGAAAAAAAAAAAAAAAAACGCGCGCACCGCGACCUUUUAUCUAUACCCUGUACCAAGCGACGCGAAAGAGAGGCACUACUUUCUUGACGGGAAAGCGUGAUAAAUUUAAUUAAAACCUCUAGAUUUUAAAGAAAGAAGAAGGGAAAAGGGAAGGGAAAGAAGGGAGGGAGAGUGGUGGACGAAACGAGAGAGACCUGAGCAGAAUAUAAAUAUUAAGCAGAUUAGAAUUAUCCAAUGUUUCAAUUAUAAAGAGAUGGGCGCACAACAAAAGUAGUGGUUUAACUGUACCUAAAGUCGUCGUAGUGGUUAACGAAGAUAAUUGUACCUAUAAAAGAAAAACAAAAAGAAACAAAAAAAGAAAAAAAAGAAAACAGUUCACGAAUCUCUCUAAAAAACAAAAAAAAAAAAGAUAUAUGAUUAAAAAGAAAAGAAAAAAACGGAAGGAGAAGAAAAAAAGUGAAAUAAAAUUAUCGAGAGGUAUCGAGAGAAACAAACCUGCAAGUAUCGUUCGUCACCAUCUUAUCGUCACGUGAUCUUCGAGUGAUCAUUGUUUUCAAAUGUAAUUAUUCAGUCGUAUAUUUAAUAUUCGUUAUUUUCGUAUUUAAUCAAGUAUAUCUAUACGAUUGACGCGAGGAAAUGAUGAUGAAAGGGGAAACAAUAUUUAUAUAAUUUAAUCUGGGCGAAGAGCGUUAUUUGCAGGAUACGUUUACGCGCUUACGUCGUGCAACCGAGAAAGCUGAACCAAAGUCAUGAUUGUAAUUGCACAGUCACGUUUAUUUAUUUUUCAUUUCGCUCGCAUGCGCUUUUUUUCACGAAUACUCGAUGCAUUUGCUGUUGUGCCCGGUUGCAAUGCCUUCAGUAAUUCGUUCCGCUCAAUGAAACACGUUACGAAGAAACGUUUCACUGAUAAUUACUUUAUUUAUAUACGUGCGUAUUAUUUUCAUUCGAAGCGAUCUAAGAGAACGAUUUGAAAUUUUUCGAGGUGAUCAGCAUAUGCAUCGAGCAUUGUUCACAAGUGAUUUUUUGUAAUUUCGCCUGAGCUAUUAUUAAAAAUGAGUGAGUGAGUGAGUGAGUGAGUGAGUGAAUGAGAGAGAGAGAGACAGAGAGAGAGAGAAGAGAGAGAGUGCGUGUAUCAUUUGCCCGGCAAAUGAUUAGUUCGAGGAAAUAUUAAAAACUAUGUACGAUCGAAAAGAACGGGUGAUAAAGUCAUUGUAACUUUACAAGACUUCACGUUCGUUUCCUACUAUUUUUGUAUGCAACAUUAAGGGGGAAAAAAGGAGAUUGACGGUAGUGAGAGAAUUUAAAGAAAAAAAGAAAAAUAAAAAAAAAGAAUUCGUGUGUGUGAGAGAGGGAGAGGAUGAGGACGAAGAAUGAAGAGAAUAAAAAAAAUUGAUGAGAGAGAGAGAGAGAGAGAGAGAGAGAGAGAGAGAGAAAGAGAGAGAGAGAGAGAGAGAGAGAGAGAAAGUACGUAUGAAAGUUCGAAGCUUUUUAAUUUGAAGAUCCUCGCAUCUUCCUGAUCACCUUCCGUUGAUUGCGUCGCCACUCGUCAAAGACUCGUUAGCGUUUAAGUGUAGCCGUGUGCCUGAAAAUUAAUUCAUUUUUGCGCGCGUUUAACCGAUCCUCGAUAACGCUACACGGCACGCGGCUGAAACUUUUCGUCCACGUGGGGAGUGUAUUUUGAACUUUUCAAUUGUUAUCCGUACGACUCGUCGUAGAAAAUUCUUGUCGUGCGAGAAGCGGCAGGAAUAAUUUCAAAAUAUAUUAACGUGUUUCAUUUAUAUAUAUGUAUAUUUUUUUUUUUAAUUUUCACGAUUUUCAGUUCUAAUCUUGUCGAGAAAGAAGUUCUGGCAACUUCCUCCCGCCUCUUCUCGUAAGGCAUUUGUAAGUAGCCCGUUAGAUCGAAGAUCGGUAAUCUUUUUAAAUUGAUUCUGAUAGCGUUCAUUAUGAUUUCAUUCAUCGAACACUGUGCGGGACGCAGAAAACGACGUCGAUUCGUUAGUUACCGAUCUCUUUAGAUGUUAGCUGGCGUGAAUUCGACGUCUAAUUGUUAAGCGAAAAAAAAAAAAAAGAAAAAAGAAAAAGUUAUCUCGCAAGAUUGUUUUAUCAUCGACAAUUAUAAAUGAGCGCGAUGUCCCGAUGUGGUGAAUAUAUUUGAAAAUAUAAAUUGAACUUGACUGAAUAUACAAUGGAAACGACCAGGAUAAAAGUCGAGUAAAACACUGCACAUUGCGUAUUUGCAUUAUUUUCAGAUCACGUCUGAAUGUUUCUUUUCCGUUCGACAUAUCACGUGGAACAAGAGCAAACGAUGGCUGUGCCUUUAUGCUUAAUAUAUUAUAGUUUAGAAUUUUCUUUUGGACUGAGAUUUAUGUGCAGAAUAUCUUUCCGUCUCUUAUCCUGGAUAAAUGCAAAAAUGCAUCGGUCGAAUAUAUACAUUAUAUAUUUAUUAAAGAAGAGAUUCAAAUGUAUUCACCGAUAGAUUUAAACUAGAGCACUUUGUCGAGAUACGAUGUUAACUCUUUGAGUCUCAGAGAGAUUCAAUUUUCAUUAGAAACAUUUGAUCUUUAUUUUUUUUUUUUUUACAUGAAAGAUAUUGUAUAAUUUAUAUUAAGUUUAUAUAAGGAGAAGAUUUUUUCGUAUUUUUAUAUAAUUUAAGAAAGAGAAAUAUACGUAUAAGAAGAAGAUAGUAGGAUAUGCGUAUAUACUGAUCCUCAAAGAGUUUGCAUAGGGGAAAAAGAUGAUCGAUGAAAUGAGUGAAUGAGUAUGCGUGGGAGGGAAAAAGAAAUAAUAAAAGAAACCUACGACGAAUCGGAGAAUUCGUAUGCAUAUGCAUCGUGAAGGUGACCGAGAAGGUGAAUUCAAUUAAGAAUCGUAUGGUGGAAACAAAAGAGCUAUACUACCAACCCAAAGAUGCACAACAUCAUAGAGAGCUGGACAAUUUGAUAGAACUCAUGUCACUCUAAUUAUAUUUCUUGUUAUAUUAUAUACAUAUAUAUAUAUAUAUAUAAAUAUAUAUAUAUAUCAUAUUUUCCAAAAACGAAUUAUAUAUAAUUCAAUAAAAAAGAAGACACUCUCGUUUGAUA